Molecule: messenger RNA, 1608 nt
Organism: Rotaria sordida
Lineage: Eukaryota; Metazoa; Rotifera; Eurotatoria; Philodinida; Philodinidae
Source: the annotation of a GenBank genome assembly
AUGGAUAGUUCACGAUCAUCUUUACCAAGUGUUGAUCGAGCUAAUUCGACAUUAUUUAAACGUUAUCUUGAAGAACAACAUAAAUCAGUAAUUAAAUCGAAUAAUUAUCAACAAUUAUCACGUCCAAUUAAUUCAACAAUACAAAUUACACAUACACAUCGACAACAACAAGAUACUUAUACGUCAAAAUUAAAUAAUAAUAAUAAUAAUAAUCAAACAAUUAUAAUCAAACGAAAAUAUUCGAAUGGACGAAAACCAUCAGGUGAUAUAUCGAAACAACGUACAUCACAUACAAGUCGAUUUAUGAAACGUUUUCAACGUCAACAUAAAAAUCGAGAUACAAUAAUAAAUGUACAAAAACGUGAUGGACGACCUCGUUUUGAAUUUCAUGAACCAUCAACUACAAAACAAAUUCGAACUAAUCAAGAAAAUCAUUGUACAUGUCUUGCUUUAUCUGAUCACAAUAGAGAAGAACAUCAUCAUCAUCAUCAUCAUCAUCAUUCAUCUCCAAAGAAAUCAUUACAAGUACCACGUCUUUCAUUAAAUGAACUUUUUCAUUCAUCUUCACAACAUCGACGACAAUCAACUCAAACAGUAAUAGUACCACCACCAUCAUCAUCAUCACCUAAACCUAUUCGAUCACCAUUACCGAUGUUACCACCUACAAUAGAUAAAUCUACACGAUCUGAAUCUAUUUCAAAUUUAAUAUAUCCAAUCGAACAAAAUUCCCUUCCGUCACCAUCAAUUGAACCAACAUCAACUAUAAAUAAUGAAACUGAUACUACACUUCUUCUUGAUCCUCCAACAAUAAAUUUAUCUGAUGAAUAUUGGCCAAUAAUUAAUGAUCUUUUACAAGAAAUAUCAAUUGAAAUGAGUGAUAAAUCAAGUGUUGAUAUUCAUUUAGAAAUUGAAGAAUCACUUGCACAACGUAUUUAUGAAUGUAUUGUUGAACAAGAUGAUGAAAAUGAAAAUGAUACAAAAUCUUAUUCAACAACAACAAAUGAUUCAUCUGCUUUAUCAACAGCACAACCACCAUUAAAUAAUGUAAUUUCACAUGAAUCAAAUGAUUUACCAUCAUCACCUAUAAGUACAACUACUAGAGAACCAAUUAAUAAUCGAGAAAAAUAUUUUCAACCAAUUCGUGAACCACUACCACCAACAUCAUUUAAUAAUCUUGAUCGAAAUCGACAUUCAACACCUUUUAAUCGUAUCUCACAACAAAUACAAAAUGAUACUCGAUCGCCAUUUGCUCAAUCUUUAUUUGAACCUGUAAAUCUUUUACGAACAGUUGCAACUGGUGAUAAUGAUGAUUUUAAUUUUUUUCCUUCAUCAUUUUCAUUUGAAAAUCAUCAGAAUUUAAAUACAGAUUUUACAUUAUAUCAACAACAAGAACACCAAUCAAAAGGUGAACUAUCAACGAUAUCAUAUCAUCAUUCAUUACCAUUUUUACAUCAUCUUCUUCCGCCACGAACAACUCCAAUUGAUAUAAAUAUUUCAGCAUUUAAACCUAUUGAACCAGCUAAUACACGAUCAACAACAUCAUUUGCAUUAAAACGACCUCAAGUUAUUAAUAGUUCAAUAGGAAGAAAUUGGUUCGGGCAAAGUUAA